CGCUCACUAUUGCGUGACGACAGGCGCGUAACUUGAUGACGAAGAACACAAGUGACCCGACGACGGGAAGAUGGCGGAGUACCUAGCGUCCAUUUUUGGUACAGAGAAAGACAAGGUCAACUGCUCCUUCUACUUUAAGAUUGGAGCAUGUCGACAUGGAGAUCGCUGCUCCCGACUCCAUAAUAAACCAACUUUCAGCCAGACCAUCUUGAUCCAAAACAUCUACCGUAACCCUCAGAACAGUGCUCAGACAGCUGAUGCCUCUCGCUGUGCCGUUAGCGAUGUGGAAAUGCAGGAGCAUUAUGAUGAGUUCUUUGAGGAAGUCUUCACGGAAAUGGAGGAGAAGUACGGUGAGGUGGAGGAGAUGAAUGUGUGUGAUAACCUGGGUGAUCACCUAGUUGGCAAUGUUUAUGUGAAGUUCCGGCAUGAGGAGGAUGCAGAGAAAGCUGUGAUGGACCUGAAUAACCGCUGGUUUAAUGGCCAGCCCAUUCAUGCUGAACUCUCACCGGUUACCGACUUCAGAGAAGCCUGCUGCAGGCAAUAUGAAAUGGGGGAGUGCACUCGAGGUGGCUUCUGUAACUUUAUGCACCUAAAGCCAAUCUCCCGUGAGCUGCGGAGGGAACUGUACGGACGGCGUAGAAAAAGGCACCGCUCUCGGUCUCGCUCUCGUGAACGUCGCUCUCGCUCACGGGAUCGUGGCCGUCGUGACCGGGAGAGGAGGAGAUCAAGGGAUCGUGAACGCUAUGGAAGGUUUUGAGUCGUCAUGUGAAACCUUUUUUGGUUUUUAUUCUUCGGUGUAGUGCUCUUCCCACCCCCCAAAUGACCGUUUUCCUGGAACAUUGGACUUUGUUCUGUACCUUACUUUUACCCUAUUUUUCCUCUUUUUGUUUUUUUAAGAUCGGACGAAUAUGAAAGCUCAGUUUCUCAAUAAAAGUACAUUGUUAUUAA
Molecule: messenger RNA, 948 nt
Organism: Tachysurus vachellii
Lineage: Eukaryota; Metazoa; Chordata; Actinopteri; Siluriformes; Bagridae
Gene: u2af1
Product: U2 small nuclear RNA auxiliary factor 1
Exons: 8
Coding region: 71-757 (228 amino acids)
Biological process (GO): mRNA splicing, via spliceosome
Cellular component (GO): U2AF complex; spliceosomal complex
Molecular function (GO): metal ion binding; pre-mRNA 3'-splice site binding
Source: RefSeq, a predicted model, not a curated record